Messenger RNA from Rodentolepis nana, 789 nucleotides. The record is from the annotation of a GenBank genome assembly. NCBI's taxonomy places the organism in Eukaryota, Metazoa, Platyhelminthes, Cestoda, Cyclophyllidea, Hymenolepididae.
AUGGUCUUAGAUGCAACUGCGGCUUGUCUAUCAGCACACCCAAUGGUUAUGAAAAUUCUCGGCGCAGACCAUGAUUCCGCUCACUCUCAGAACCGAUCGAUAACUCAGGCUCAUAGUGGUACCUCCGUUACUUCCACAUCAAAUACCGUGACUUCAUCUUCAGACGCCUGUAUGAACAUUGUUCAUAGUCUUAUGUGCCAUCGUAAAAAUGGUGAAUCAGAAGAGUUUUCCAAAUUCGCUAUCGAAAGUCUAAUAAAGAAACUCAAGGAUCGUAGAGAGGAGUUGGACUCUCUUAUCGUUGCAGUGACUAGUAAUGGGGCUACUCAGAGUGGAUGCGUUACCAUUCAAAGGACGCUUGACAGCCGGAUGCAGAUUGCCGGCCGGAAGUGUUUUCCUCAUCUUAUCUACGCUCGUCUUUGGCGUUGGUCAGAUGCUCACAAAACAGAGUUGCGUCAUCUACCCUUCUGUCAUUAUGGUUUUGACAAAAAACUCGAUUGGGUUUGCGUGAACCCCUAUCACUACGAACGCAUUGUUUCGUCAGCUUUGGAUAUCUCAUCUUUAGCUUUAAGCCCACCGGUUGAAAGACGGAAAACUGGUCUACGAACGGAGGAUACUGUCUUUGAAAGUAAACAACGUCGUCAUAGUAGUGACAUUCAGCAUCAAGAUACCGUCCAUCCUGCUUCUAUGCUUCGGCUCAGUGUUCAGUCACUUCUUGAUGAAAGUCCACUGCGUACGUCCUUCAUGUUUAUUUGUUGGCUAAUUUCAGAUUUUCAGUUGAAGACCACGUAA